Agelaius phoeniceus (red-winged blackbird) is the source of this 972-nucleotide messenger RNA. RefSeq names its product low density lipoprotein receptor class A domain containing 3 (gene LDLRAD3). The record is from RefSeq and is a predicted model, not a curated record. Lineage: Eukaryota; Metazoa; Chordata; Aves; Passeriformes; Icteridae. Gene Ontology annotation, molecular function: protein binding. Gene Ontology annotation, biological process: receptor-mediated endocytosis. Gene Ontology annotation, cellular component: plasma membrane.
AUUCCUGGAAACUUCAUGUGCAGCAAUGGACGCUGUAUCCCAGGGGCCUGGCAGUGUGAUGGGCUGACAGACUGCUUUGAUGACAGUGAUGAGAAGGAAUGCCCAAAAGCCAAAUCCAAAUGUGGUGCCACGUUCUUCCCCUGUGCCAGUGGGAUCCACUGCAUCAUUGGCCGCUUCCGGUGCAACGGCUUCGAGGACUGUCCCGACGGCAGCGAUGAGGAGAACUGCACAGCAAAUCCCUUGCUUUGCUCUACUGCCCGAUUCCACUGUAAAAAUGGUCUUUGCAUUGAUAAAAGCUUUGUGUGCGACAGUCAAAAUAACUGCCAAGACAACAGCGAUGAAGAAAGCUGUGAAAGCCCUCAAGAAGCAGGGAGCGGCCAGGAUUACGUGACCUCUGAAAAUCAGCUGCUCUACUACCCGAGCAUUACCUACGCCAUCAUUGGCAGCUCUGUCAUUUUCGUGCUCGUGGUGGCCUUCCUGGCCUUGGUGCUGCACCACCAGCGCAAGCGCAACAAUCUGAUGACGCUGCCGGUGCACCGCCUGCAGCACCCGGUGCUGCUGUCCCGCCUGGUGGUCCUCGACCACCCGCACCACUGCAGUGUCACCUACAAUGUCAACAACGGCAUCCAGUACAUGGCCAGCCAGCCCUACCCCAGGCCAUUGGAGCUGGACUCCCCACCAUCCUACUCUGAGGCUGUGCUCGACCAAAGCAGACCACCUUGGUUUGACCUUCCUCCACCACCUUACUGUUCUGAAUCUGAAUCCCCUAAUCAGGCAGACCUUCCUCCUUACCGCUCUCGGUCGGGAAGCUUGGCCAGCGCAGACAGCCGCGUGGCAGAAAGCCCCGUGGGCACAUCCGACAUCUGGACGAGAGAUUUCCAUGGCAGCAUGGAUGGGCACAGAACUCUGCUGGAGAGGACAGUAGAUCAGAGUGAUCCUCUGGUCAGCCACACUGCUGAAAGAGAAGUGUAA